Sungouiella intermedia is the source of this 195-nucleotide messenger RNA. The record is from the annotation of a GenBank genome assembly. Lineage: Eukaryota; Fungi; Ascomycota; Pichiomycetes; Serinales; Metschnikowiaceae.
AUGGAAGGAAAGAGUGGAGUGGAGAAAGCGCCAUUGAUCACGAAGGAAAAUACAUACUGUUAUUCUAGAAGGAGCGACCACAACAUCAAGUCGUGGGCCCAGCAACGGAUGGGUGGAAUGAAUGAAAAACUUGUGGAUGUGGAGAACGGCGCUGGCAAGGAGACGUUCAGUGGAAAAAAAAAAGUCAAAAAUUAG